Messenger RNA from Mytilus trossulus (common blue mussel), 1761 nucleotides. Its product is annotated as fibrinogen-like protein A. The record is from RefSeq and is a predicted model, not a curated record. The coding region runs from base 101 to 1051 and encodes 316 amino acids. The transcript is spliced from 5 exons. NCBI's taxonomy places the organism in Eukaryota, Metazoa, Mollusca, Bivalvia, Mytilida, Mytilidae.
GCGGUUAAAGUGUUCUAACCGUCCUAAAUCUUCCAAGAUCUCAUUACAAGCAAGUUAAUUGCUUGACAAAAAAAAAAAUCUUGGAUAUUAAAAAUACAGUAUGGUAAAUAUAUUCGUAAUUCUUGUCUAUUCUAUGUGUUGUUUCUGCGCUGAACAUGUAUCGGAAAUUACGAGCGAAAUAUUCGACAUCGCAUAUAAGACAAAGAUAAUUUCCAGCGGAACAACGUUCAGAAAUUUAACGGCUUUCUCCAAAAUAUCCUGUGCCCAAUCCUGCUCCACAGAGACUUACUGCUGUUCGGCAAGUUAUGACAAUGAAACAAAUGCAUGUCAACUGGAUUACCUUCACCAGCCUUAUACAGAGCAAUCGGAGAGCGGAUUAUUAAUUAAAAAGAUGGACAUAACAGGACAACUACCGAUAAUGUGUUUGACGAGGAAUGAUUGCAAUGAAUUACCUAGUGGGACUUCUGAAGGAGUUUACACCAUCCAUCCCCCUGGCAGGGGUGUGGUCAAAGUCUACUGUGAAGCGGCUGGUUGGACGGUUAUUCAACGACGUCUUGAUGGAACAAUAGAUUUUUACAGAGACUGGGCCGAUUACAAAAAUGGAUUUGGUGAUGUUGGUGGUGAAUACUGGUUAGGUAAUGACAAUAUCCAUACAAUUCUAUCCAGGAGACCAUACACUCUUAGAAUUGACCUUGAGAAUUUUUCAGGCGAGACACGUUACGCCGAGUACACAACUUUCCAUGUUGGGGAUGAAACUAGUAAUUAUCUCCUGAAUAUAGGAGGGUACAGCGGAACAGCAGGUGAUUUAAUGGACCACAGUAAUGGUUUCGGGUUUAGUACGACUGAUAGAGACAAUGAUGGCCAUGCUAAUGGAGUGUGCACCGACAUGAGACAUGGCUGUUUUUGGUUUGACUUUUGUACCAUGGCAAAUCUGAAUGGAGUAUACUAUCCAGGAGGAAAUGUUGGGUCCAAUCAAGACGAUAUAUACGUGUGGUCAUGGGUCUAUGGACAUACCAAUCCAAUGAAGACAGUUGUUAUGAAAAUAAUAUAAAAAUUAGAUGUAAAUUAAAUGAAAAUAGAAUAGAAGUAAAGUGUACAUGAUGACACUGUUUCGGAUUAAGUGUAACAUGUGCAACAUCGUCACGUUAUUUUCAAAAAUGUUAUAGGUAUCAAUUAUUCAAAGUACUAAAGUAAACAGCAGACUGUACAUCAAAAUAAUUAUCAGGAAGAUAAUCGUUAUUUGGCUAAGUUAUGUUUAUUUAUGUAAUUUACUUCUAUAUUUAGUUUUUUAAUCAUAGAAGGCAAUUUAAAACAAGUGGUGACUUUAGUUUGUGUUCAAAACAAUGAGUGUGAACUUGUCAAUUCAAAUAAUAAAAACGUUGUAAACGUAUGCUGUUCAUAAGAAAACACAUAGUGACAUUGGUUUAAUUAAACUUAUAUUUUCGGGGAGUUAUCUUUAUCUUUGACUAAGACUUCGUGAUCUUAAAAUACUCCUAAGGUAACCACAUUUUUAUUAAGUGCCAGCUGGAGUCAGCCUCGGCCCCGAGUAUACGAUUUUUAGGCAGUUAAGCUGCCUUAUGCGAGCACCCUGGAUUUGUGUCCUACCCAAUAAAUGCUGAAAUACGUGCCGUUGUUAUCAUCUAGCUGGUUACUAUGUUAUUUAUAACUUAUUGGACUGUUUUUUCAUACUUUACAUUCUGGAUUAAAAAAAAUAUGACCAGAAAAACCUUAAAUGAUCGUCGAUUUUCCCAAAAGUUUUGA